This is a messenger RNA of Nylanderia fulva, 2578 nucleotides long. It is a transcript of the gene eIF3b, whose product is annotated as eukaryotic translation initiation factor 3 subunit B. Gene Ontology annotation, cellular component: eukaryotic translation initiation factor 3 complex. The record is from RefSeq and is a predicted model, not a curated record. NCBI's taxonomy places the organism in Eukaryota, Metazoa, Arthropoda, Insecta, Hymenoptera, Formicidae. Gene Ontology annotation, molecular function: RNA binding; translation initiation factor activity; translation initiation factor binding. Gene Ontology annotation, biological process: translational initiation.
CGCGGACGAGUACGAGUGCAAUUGUGCGCUCGGACUCAGAGAGUUCAGAGGUUUCCAAGAUGGCGAAGAAAACUCAAGCGGAGAAAGCGGCACAGAACGAGGAAACCGCCAAAGGCAACGACGAUCUGAUGAACGACGAUGAGGAGCCGAACUUUAGCGAUCCCGAGGGCUUCGUCGACGAUAUCACCGACGAGGAACUGCUUGGUGAUAUCCUGAAGCAGAAGCCUUCGGAGACAGAUGGGGUAGAAUCCGUGAUUGUUGUGGACAAUGUACCUCGAGUGGAACCUGAUAAAUUGGAGAAGCUCCAGUCCGUCAUCAACAAGGUGCUAGGAAAAUUUGGUACAAUUGUCAACCAGUACUAUCCGAUGAAUGAGAGUGAUGGCAAGACUAAAGGGUAUAUUUUUCUGGAAUACAACAAUCAUCUGAACGCUCUCACAGCGGUAAAAUCCACCAACAAUUACAAGAUCGACAAAUCACACACGUUCAAGGUCAAUCUUUUCACGGACUUCAAGAAAUUUGAGGAUAUACCCGAGAACUGGGAGCCGCCGAAAGCUCAGCCCUUCAAAUCUGCCAGCGACUUGCACUAUCAUCUGCUUGAACCGGAUGCUUACGAUCAGUUUUGCGUUCUCUGUGGCAACGGGGCGGGUGUGUCGGUGCAAAUCUGGCAGAACUCAGCACCAGAGCCUACUUUACUUGAAGAACGCAAUCGCUGGACAGAGACAUAUGUAAAAUGGUCGCAACUGGGCACAUACCUAGCGACGUUCCACAAGCUGGGAGUUGCGCUUUGGGGCGGACCACAAUUCACUCAGCAGGCGAGAUUUAGCCAGCGAGGCGUCGAGUGCAUCGAUUUUUCACCCUGUGAGCGUUAUCUGGUCACUUACACCCCGCGCACCGAUCUUGGCCAGGAUCAGAAGCGGCUGGUGAUCUGGGAUAUUUUGUCGGGUCAAGAGAAACGAUCCUUCUUCCCUGACGGAUCCUCCGUCUGGCCCAUCUUCCGCUGGUCGCACGAUGAUAAAUAUUUAGCGCGCAUGGGAGAAGAUGUCCUUAGCGUUUACGAGACCCCAUCAUUUGGUCUCCUGGAUAAAAAGAGUAUCAAAAUACCCGGGAUUAGAGAUUUCAGUUGGUCCCCAACAGACAACGUUCUCGCUUAUUGGGUUCCAGAGGACAAGGACGUCCCGGCUAGGGUGACUCUAUUAGAAAUUCCCAACCGCAAUGAAAUACGAAAUAAAAACCUAUUUAACGUGGCCGACUGCAAGAUCUUUUGGCAAAAAUCUGGCGAUUAUUUGUGUGUAAAAGUAGAUCGCUUUGCUAAGCGCAAGGAAAAGACGGAGCAAAAGUACACGGGUAUGUCGUAUAACUUCGAGAUUUUCCACAUGAGAGAGAAACAGAUUCCCGUAGACAGCGUAGAAAUAAAGGAGCCAAUUCAUGCUUUUGCCUGGGAACCGGUCGGCAGCAAGUUUGCCAUCAUCCAUGGAGAAAUUCCCAGUGUGAAUGUCAGCUUUUACGAAGUUCGAUACGGUCACCAGCCCGCUCUUCUCAAGAGAUUAGAGAAAAAAGCUUGCAAUCACCUAUUUUGGUCGCCAUCGGGUCAGUUUAUUGUCCUUGCUGGUCUGACAACAAUGGCUGGUGCUCUGGAAUUCAUCGACACCAAUGAUUUUACCAUCAUGAAUUCCACUGAUCAUUAUCAAACAUCGGACGUGGAGUGGGAUCCUACUGGCAGAUAUGUCGUCACAGCAGUGUCCAAUUGGAAGACCAGCGUUGACAAUGGUUACUGGAUAUGGACGUUCCAGGGUCGCAUUUUAAAGAGAGUCAACCUAAAUGCGUUCAACCAAUUGCUCUGGCGGCCGCGACCACCGACUUUGCUCACCGCAGAACAGAUCAAAGAGAUCAAAAAGAAUCUGAAAAAAUAUUCGGCGCAAUUCGAGAGCAAAGAUCGCAUGCGGUUAACGCGCGCUUCAAAGGAAUUAAUUGAGAAGCGCUGUUUAUUGAUGAAGGCGUUCGAAGAAUAUCGCACGAAACGAAUCGAAGAAUGGAACAAUCAGAAGAAACGCCGUCUUGAAUUACGUUGCAAUAUCGACACCGACGAGCUGGAUUCAGAUUCGAAGAACGUAGAAGAGGAGGUCGUGGAAUUUUUCGUCAAGGAAGAAACAUUUGUAAUUGACGAUAAAUAAAAUAUCGCAGAAAAAUUGUUAAUUGCCGCGUGCUGUCAGUUGCCGUUCUUGGAAAUCUUUGAGUACAAAAGUACUCGGCGCUCGGUUUCCAUCUACAAAGUGUCGCAAUAUUAAUCGUCGUCGUCAUCAUCGAUAAUUGCAAUCGAAUCUCGUUGCAAUUAUCUUGAUCUGUGAACCAUGAAUGGUUUUAACAGAUCAUCUUUAUAUUAUUAUUAUUAUUAUUAUUAUUACUAUGGUAUCCGAAUUAAAGUCGCCUUUGCGUAUCCGAUGUUACGCAAAAAGCGACGACAUCGUAAUAAUAUUAAAUUUUAUCAUAUCCCUUACAGAAUAGCCCGUGAGAAAAUAAUUAUAUCACUCAAUUUCACUGUCAGAUAACUUGCGAAAUAAAAUGCUACUCUAUCAUUUUA